AUGAUCCCAUCCAUAACAAGCGUACUUCUAGUACUAUAUUCAGAUAGCGAGGCCGGGACCCCGGGCCAGGAAAUGGCCGGCCUUAUUAUCAUGAGAUCUUGCGGUCGACGCCGGCGGGGUCCCGAAAACGAACACGGCCGCCAUUCACCAUCAUUUCCAUGGACGUUCCGCACUUACCGUAACCGAUUCCCGAUUAACUCUUCUUCAACUCGGCCUCGGCAUUCCGAGCAAUGGAAUGACAUGCCUCUGCUCUCUUUGACCUUACUCCCCGCGUUUGCUUCCCGCUUCCAAGAUCGACUAGCUCUUCUCCUCAUACUCAAGCAUCCCAAACUGUUUACCCCAAUAUCUCGAGUCGUAUUUUGGUCUACAUCUAUUGGUUCCGCUGUACGAUUCCUUUGCGAAAACUACCUAUGUCCCGACCCUAUCCGCGGUAAUGAAGUGCCGAACUCAAAUGCCUUGUCCGCCUUAUCUUCCAAACUCUAUCUGACUCAGACGAUACAUCCUUUUAGAAGGUUCCCGAAGCCAAGGGGAAAUUGUAGAGUACGUAUCCGGGUAUGUGACUUCACAGAAUUCACGAGACAUUGUAUUUGUUGGUCCGAAUGGGGCUUCAAGUACUCACACUGA
Fusarium poae is the source of this 624-nucleotide messenger RNA. RefSeq lists its product as uncharacterized. Bases 1 to 624 code for a protein of 207 amino acids. NCBI's taxonomy places the organism in Eukaryota, Fungi, Ascomycota, Sordariomycetes, Hypocreales, Nectriaceae. The record is from RefSeq and is a predicted model, not a curated record. The transcript has a single exon.